UUUGAAGAUUCCCGUCUGUCACUUCUCAAAGUAAAAACGAAACCUUAGUCGUUUCGGAUACAUGAUAACCGACAAUGAUUUUCAGACUUCAGUAAACAUUAACCAAAGCACCAAACGACGCGUUUCUAUUAAGUAUAUAUGGACGGAUGCAAUAGAUGACUUUUCCGGUUGAACCGUGAUUGAUAUAUUUUUUUUCCUUUUAUAUUUAAUGACUAUACAAAUUAUUCAUCAAAAUUCGAACCUAAAAAAAAAAAAAAAAGUACUAGCCUCGUUCUCCUUGCGUUCUGCCUCAGCUGUUUCUUCUUCAACCCUAAUUUAAAAACCUAGAAUUUCUCUUUCUUUUCUCUUUCUCAGACAAGUGUCCUCCAAAUCAUGGAUCAAUACUAUUAUCAGCAGCAGCAGCAUCAUCAACCUUAUAAUCAAUGGUGGCAACCACCACCACCACCACCGCCACCGCAGCAACCUAACAUAUGCCCAGUUUGUUCAAUUCCUCACUUCCCAUUUUGCCCUCCCUACCCUCCUUACCAUCACCAAAACCCUAAUUACCCUCCCCAACCUCCCCAUUAUACCCGACCCGUAUUCCACCCCUACCAACCUUUACCACCACCAACACCGCCGCCUCUUCCUCCCGCUGUCGCAAAUCCUCCCCCUCCUCCUCCUCCUCCUUACAUCAACGGGUUCGCCGAUCCUAGAUCCUGGCAUCCUAACCCUAAUUACGGCUACGAUUAUGGUGCGGCUGCAGUUGGUGGUGAAGUUGAUCGGAGCUACAAAAGGCCGAGGGUUGAGGAGUUUGAUUCGGCUACGGGUCGGAUUUUGACGGAAGAUGAGAGAAGAUUGAAGUUAAUUUAUGAUCAUGGAGGUGCUUCAUUGAGUGAAUUUAACCGAGAGAAUAAAUAUUUUCAUAAUGAUGUUAAUAACGAUAACAGGGCCACCCCAAUGCUACCGAGGAGUUCUGAGAUGUAUAACAUUGAAGAUCCACUUAACAAUUAUAAUGGUGAUAGCAGUAAUAAUUAUAAUUAUAAUCAGCAGCAUCAAAUUCUGCAUAAAGAUUCAGUGCCCGCGGCAGUGAAUCAUUGGCAAGGUUAUGAACAGAAAAUUGGAGGAUAUUUGCAACAAACUGACGGCAAUAACAUGGCUCAGCCUCUUCCUCCUCCUCUUCCAGAUUCUCCGCCACCACCUCUGCCCAUGGAGCCUCCAGCGCAGCAUCAUCCUUCUUCGGAGUUUAAGGUUUAUUCUUCAUCGCCCAAUUCAUCAUUUUCAUUAUUUCCUAUACCUGUUAGUUCUUCAGCCAUAUCACAUUCCACUUAUCCGGUGGUUUCUGAGCCUUAUUAUCCAAACAAGCCACCACCGUAUGCUUCUGGUGGAAUCCAUGGGGAGGAUCCUCAAGUUAUCCAUAGGAAUUCCUCUGUGCAAUAUGCUGUCAUUCCUCGAAAGCAAUUACCUUCUGAUAAGCCCAAAGUUGUUGAUGCUUCUGAGUUGUUUAAGAUGCCUCAUAGAACUUCUCGGCCUGAUCAUAUUGUGAUAAUUCUUCGAGGGCUUCCAGGCAGUGGAAAGAGCUACUUAGCAAAGAUGUUACGAGAUCUUGAGGUUGAAAAUGGUGGUGAUGCCCCUCGAAUCCAUUCCAUGGAUGAUUAUUUUAUGACAGAAGUUGAAAAGGAUGAGGAGACUGAUGUUUUAAAAUCAUCAAGCUCAGCUCAAAGCAAGAAAACAGUGAAGAAGACGGUGAUGGAGUACUGUUAUGAACCUGAAAUGGAGGAGGCAUAUCGAGAAAGCAUGUUGAAAGCAUUUAAGAGGACCCUUGAAGAUGGGAUCUUCAGUUUUGUAAUUGUGGAUGACCGCAAUCUGCGGGUAGCUGAUUUUGCUCAGUUUUGGGCAAUUGGAAAGAGAUCGGGUUAUGAGGUUUAUGUAUUAGAAGCUACAUACAAGGAUCCUGCGGGCUGUGCAGCUAGGAAUAUCCAUGGUUUUACCUUAGAUGAAAUCCAACAGAUGGCGAGACGAUGGGAAGAAGCUCCAUCAUUAUACUUGCAACUGGACAUCAAGUUAUUGUUCCAUGGAGAUGAUCUGAAGGAAAGUGGUAUUCAGGAGGUUGACAUGGACAUGGAAGAUGGAGAUCAUGAAGAAGGAUUAUCAGGACGACAAGAACAAAAGCAUGAGAAAAUGAACUUACAAGAUGUUGGAGAUCAUGUACCUGAAGCUUUAGAUUCUUCAAAGGAUGAAACAAGAUGGGAUGCUGAGGGAGACCAUCCCACGGAGAUAAAAGAAUUAAGUAGGAGUAAAUGGUCAAAUGAUUUGGAUGAAGAUCAAACUGAAGGAUCAGAAUCUAUUAAGGGAAAUUUGAAUGCUCUUCCUGGGUUGAUCCAAGCAUAUGGGAAGAAAGGAAAAUCUGUACAUUGGAGUGACCAGGGUGGUGACACUGGGUUCUCAAUAGGUGCAGCAAAGAAGGCCAAAAUGUUGUCUCUAGUGAUUGGACCAGGAGCUGGUUACAACUUGAAGUCUAACCCAUUGCCUAAAGAGGAGAGCUAUACAUCCGAUAGCAGUGUGAAUUCAAAGAAGCAAAGUUCAUUCCAACAGCGAAUUCGAGCAGAGCAUGAAUCUUUUAAAGCUGUUUUUGAUAGGAGGAAGAGAAUUGGUGGGCUUCAUCUUGAUGAAGAUUAGUAAAUUGAAAAGCCUGGGAAGUUUUGCCCUUAUAGAGAUGUUUGGCAAAAUGCUUUCUCUGCCAACCCCCAAUUUUUUGGUAUUCACAGGGGAGACUUAGCUGUUAUUUGCAUAGUACGGGAAGAGAGGUGGUUCAGUCAAACUGUAUCUGUAAUUCAGAAUGAACCAUCCCUGUGGUAGGAAAACAAAAGUUUUUCUGCCAUGAUUAAUUCAUAUUUGUAAUUAUUUUCUGGGUUUUGUUUAUUUCAAUUGCUUAAAUGAUGUAUUCCAUGUUACUAAAAUUCUUUAAAUGUAUAAAUUGUUUGAUCUGGUAUAGUAUCCAAGCGUUAGAUAUCCGUUUAGUCAAGGUGUCUAAGCAUUAUUGAAUUUUUUUUAUUUUUUGCCAUCAAAUUAUAUUUGUUGAAUUGAUUAGUCUCUGCCAAAUAAAUUUAACUAAUCUAACUAGAUUAAAGAUUAUAUGUAGCUAAUGUUACAACCAUUCUUCCCUUUUUUGGCCGAUAGAACGCACAAUAGGUAGAAUAUUAUAACUCACUAUACCAUAUUUGAACGGUUUAUUAUUAGUUUGAGUAGUUCGAUUCACUGGCUGCUCAUCCGAAAUGAUUUUGUUUUUCUUAUCAAAGUCGAGUGGUUAUACUAUAUCCAUUUGUUGGGUAAAUAAACCCAAGUAUGUGACAUUGGGAAGAGGAAAGUAGUGUUCUUCCCCCUUAAACAACCCGAGGAAAGUAGAAAUGUGGGCAUUCCUUCGUCUGUGAUUCCAAACAAAAAAAAAGUUCCUUUUG
Durio zibethinus is the source of this 3434-nucleotide messenger RNA. Its product is annotated as P-loop containing nucleoside triphosphate hydrolases superfamily protein. Gene Ontology annotation, biological process: regulation of telomere maintenance. The record is from RefSeq and is a predicted model, not a curated record. Gene Ontology annotation, cellular component: nucleus. Lineage: Eukaryota; Viridiplantae; Streptophyta; Magnoliopsida; Malvales; Malvaceae.